Oryza brachyantha (malo sina) is the source of this 828-nucleotide messenger RNA. Its product is annotated as transcription elongation factor 1 homolog. Gene Ontology annotation, biological process: transcription elongation by RNA polymerase II. The record is from RefSeq and is a predicted model, not a curated record. Lineage: Eukaryota; Viridiplantae; Streptophyta; Magnoliopsida; Poales; Poaceae. The transcript has 5 exons. Gene Ontology annotation, cellular component: transcription elongation factor complex. The coding region runs from base 56 to 388 and encodes 110 amino acids. Gene Ontology annotation, molecular function: RNA polymerase II complex binding.
CUCCCCGCUCGCCGCGCCGCCGUCGCCGAGGGCGGGAAGAAUAAAACAUUCAAUCAUGGGUAAGAGGAAAUCCAGAGCAAAACCACCUCCCAAGAAGAGAAUGGACAAGCUUGAUACUGUGUUUUGCUGUCCGUUCUGCAACCAUGGCAGUAGCGUCGAGUGUCGCAUUGAUUUAAAGAAUUUAAUUGGCGAGGCCUCAUGCAGAAUUUGUUUGGAAAGUUUUAGCACAACUGUUAAUGCUCUGACCGAACCCAUCGACAUAUACAGCGAGUGGAUCGAUGAAUGCGAGCGCGUGAACAACCUCGAGGAGGACAACACCACCAACCGUUAUGAGGAGGAGAAGGAGGAGGAGGACGACAACAACAACAACCGUUCUGAAGAAGAAUAGUGGUGUGUGGCACCUGUUCCAUAGCACAAGUUGCCUGAAUGCCGUGCAAAGAAGGCAGUGUUGAUGUAGUGAAGCCAAGUGGGGAAAUAUGUAGCUGUUAACCAUGCCAGUGAACCUUACCUUACAAUGGGGCAUACCUAAAAUAGUCUACAAUAGUAGUAGUUUCUGAGAGUAGUGGUAGCUUUGGGAGUCUUGCUGUGUUUGAUAGUGGUGCAGACAGUGUAACAGAGUUGGAUCGUGGUGCAUCAGCCUGUACUGUCCAUUUAGCCUGUGGACUGUCGUCGUCGUCGUGCCUGUACAAAGCUCUAGUAUUUGCAGUAUCUUGGUCCGGCCGUGUGCAGGCCAAAUGGCCAAUGGCAUGUACAAAUACAGUAAUGCUGCUUGCACUUUGCAGCGAGGAUUUGUAGCAGGCACUGUACAGAAUCCAUACCCAUUGUGUC